Stylonychia lemnae is the source of this 1353-nucleotide messenger RNA. The record is from the annotation of a GenBank genome assembly. Lineage: Eukaryota; Ciliophora; Spirotrichea; Sporadotrichida; Oxytrichidae.
AUGAAUGACGAAAUUUACGACGAUAAUAUUAUCAAAGAUGAAGAAAAUAUUAUCAGCUUUAAAUUCAAGAGCAAUUCUAUGCUAGAAACAAUAGUAGAAUGUCCUGUUACUGAAGAAAAUGCAGAUGUCACUCAAAAAACCAAAUCUUAUGAUGAUAUUUCAGCAAGCAAAGAUUUCGCUUAUCCCAUGAUUGAUAAGUCUAGACCUGUUAUCGAAUAAUCGAAAAAAGAACAAUUGCCCCAAUAUCGCAUAUAGAAUUCGACAACUGGUUCAUUUGAUUCUGGUGCUUAAAAAAACAUGACUUUAAGAACUGCUAAGAAGUCUGUAACUUAUCAAGAUUACAGUUUGUCUUAGUAAUAUGGAAGUUCUAGCAAUCUUGGGAAAAUUGAAGAAUAUCAGAGAACAAUAACUCUUGAGAGGAAUACGGAUCUUGGUUUUACUUUGUCAUUCUAUUUAUAAACCUACUUAUUGGUUGGUAUUCAAGUUCAUUAAUUCUCAGUCUUAGAUGCCAUUACCCUUCGCUUAAGUAAAGCCUCGUAAGGAUUCUUUUUACUCUAUCAGAAAUUAUUUGAGGUUGACUACUUCAAUUAGGUUGCUUAUGUCACCCUCGCAGCUGUUAUAUUCAUAUUUGCCCUUCUACUUUAGCUCAAGAUAAAUUUCAACAUUUUCAUCAAAAUUUCUAUAAUCAGCUUGAUUGCUUUUAUGAUCUUUCUGAUACUUUUUAUUAUCCAAACUGUUAUCCGUGUUGUUAAUGGUAGCUUUACUAAUAAUGAACCAUUAUCUACAAUAGAGUAAAGAUUUGAUUAUAAAGAUUAGGUGUUGAUUAUCAUAAAGCAGUUCCUCCAAGGAUUGCUGUUACUUCACAUUGCCCUUGAACAGCUGUUUAUUCUUGUUGAUGAAAUACAUAGAGAAUCUCUAACAAAGCAUGUCAAUAGAAUGAACAAAGGAAAAUCAGCUUCAAUUCAGGCUCAGUACGACACAUUUUUUAAUAGAGAAUAUUAAGAUGCUUCUUCAUCAUUUAACCCGACUAAAGUUGAAGAUUUUUUCAAAGAAAAAUUAUACUCUCUAGAUUCACCAUUAAAAGCAAAAUAUUGGAUGGCCUAUAUGGAGAUGGAAAAAAAGCACAGAAUUCUAUUAGCGAUACUUCUGAUGAUUAUAGAUUUGAUGUUUAUAAUUUUUCAAAAAUUGAAACUUAGCACAAGGCUCAUUGCGUUUUAUGAAAUGAAGAGCAGGGUAAAUAGAAGCGGAUAGAUGGCUUACAUGUUCGUUAUUUUCGGAGUUAUCCUGAUGUUUAUUAAUUGCGUUUGUGUGUUAUAUAAUAUGACUUUUGCUGUUAACUAUGAAUCAGAUUGA